AUGCUGAAUUCAGUUCUUGUUCAUUGGAGAGCUCUUUGCAUUCUCUAUGGCUCACUCCUCGCCAGCACCGCGUUUGCUGUUGGUCAUCACUUCUACUACCAGAGCCUUGCUGGUCAACCAGUGUCGACUGAGAACGAAUUAGCAAUUGGUUCAUGGGCUGGCGUGCCGUCUCAGAAGUUCAAUACCGCUGUGGGCAACACCCUCGCAUCCUUCUUCAGAACCUCAUUAUCCAUCACGGUCACAACAGCCUACUGUCAAAUCGUCUGGCGCGCGUUGAAGGCCAGCACGACAGAAGUGAAUAUCGUUGACGCGAUCAGUGGCAUUUUGACAAAUCCUCUUGGAUUUCUGAACCUUGGGGCUUGGAGCAAGUCAGCUCUACUAUUUCCUCUUGCGAUCGCGAUCUGGCUACUACCUAUCGCUUCGAUCUUCACACCCGCAACCUUGACGGUCAUAACCGCUUCUCGAACUUCAUAUGAUCUGGCCGAUGUUCCCUCCAUCGACUUCAAUAGCCAGAACUUUCCAUGGAUCGUCUUGAACUCGGAUGGUUGUACCUACGAGUACAGAGGAACCUCGUUCGAAGUUCAGCGAUUCGCGACAGCAGCCGUAGGUCAAGGCGCCGUACUGUCCAUAAACGCACCAGGAAACCGACCAAAUGUCUCUUAUACACAGCAGUUCGGUGGGCCUGUGUUGCAGUGCAGCGACGUGCGCGAUCCUCUGCGUGGUGAAAUUCUUGACAACGUCAAUACCACCUCUUGGGAUGAUGGCAUACCGUAUGCUUACCUAGCUUGGUCCCCGACGGAUACAAGUUCAAUGCCUUUCCAAUCGGGUCUGCAAAGCAACGGGCAACAUCUGUUACAGCCAAUUGCGAUAGGACCACAACAUACUCCUGGUGCACCUGAGGUUUUGUUUGUUGCCUCUCUUCCUAGUUUUCGCAGCCCGAGAAUGAUGAAUCAGAUGGACCCGAACUGGGACUAUAUUGCGAAGGCCACGAUAGUCCAAUGUAGCUUGGUGAACGCGACGUACUCAGCCAUGUACAACUGGACGAACGGCGUGCGAGACCUGACGGUCACAACGACGCCCUCUGGCAGAAACGUCUCUCAUCCUAACUCACAUCCUGAGCGGGUCGGAUGCACUGAUUCUCGCUUAGACAGUGCCUUCAUCCAAGACUAUACAUAUACGGCAGUUUUGGAGGCUUUUAUGAACAUUAUAAGAGGUUAUGUCUCUGCCCCAACCCCAAAUGGUCUCGUCACCGGGACGGAAGCCAUGAACACUGCUCUAGGUACCACACAAGAGCUUUUCGCACUGCGAAACCAGACCGCUGGGGGUGUGCGGGCUCUCGAUACGCUUGGCCAACAGUACUGGCCCGGUGUCACGGUCGAAUUGCAAGCGAACAGCACAUCGAAUUUACGCCCAAUUUUAGAGUUAAUGUUUCAAAACCUCACUAUGAGCUUGAUGAGCUCACCUUUACUCCAGCCUGACCAUGAUACUCCUCACUACCCUCCACCCGUGAAUAUCACGAUAGUCACAUAUUACAGUCAAUAUGAAUAUGCAGCGGCGAUGUUGGGGCUUGCUUAUGGUACGGCUGUCCUGAUGGCCACGAUCAUAGUCGUUCUAGGCUGCAUUGCGAUCUUCUCCAGCGGCCUCUCAUACUCAUCCUCGUUCUCUACAGUCUUACGCACUACCUCACAUGCUUCAGUCAGCACGGAGAUAUCCAGAGAAGAUGCCGUCGGUCAGGAUCCACUGCCAAAGCAUCUAGCAGAAGCAACGAUUACUUUUGAACAUGUUGUUCGGGCGAGGGAGAUUCAACUUGGUCGUCUCUGCGCGGACGAUCGCGAUCAUCCGUUCUACAAGACUGAUAGGAAGCUUUCCUUCUCCGGAUUGGGGAUGUACGUUCUCUGGUCUUUCAUACACUUCCACGUGGUGAAGCAGUCUGAUUGA
Molecule: messenger RNA, 1938 nt
Organism: Aureobasidium melanogenum CBS 110374
Lineage: Eukaryota; Fungi; Ascomycota; Dothideomycetes; Dothideales; Saccotheciaceae
Exons: 4
Coding region: 1-1938 (645 amino acids)
Source: RefSeq, a predicted model, not a curated record